This is a messenger RNA of Protomyces lactucae-debilis, 450 nucleotides long. RefSeq names its product mitochondrial import receptor subunit Tom22-domain-containing protein. Bases 1 to 450 code for a protein of 149 amino acids. Gene Ontology annotation, cellular component: mitochondrial outer membrane. Gene Ontology annotation, biological process: intracellular protein transport. NCBI's taxonomy places the organism in Eukaryota, Fungi, Ascomycota, Taphrinomycetes, Taphrinales, Protomycetaceae. The record is from RefSeq and is a predicted model, not a curated record. The transcript has a single exon.
AUGCGCUUGGAAGAGGUGACGGACGAGUAUGAUCUCCAGGUCGAGCAGGACGACGCCUACACUGACGUCUCCUCCGAAUCAGAGCUUUCAGAAGACGAAGACGAAGGGCCCCUCGACGAAACAUUGUAUGAGCGGGUAGCAGCACUCAAGGAUAUCAUUCCACCACCAACACGAGCAAAGAUCUCCUCUGCUUUUUCAAAGACUAAAUACGGCGUGAGCACUGUUGCACUGUAUGGCGGCAAAUCGCUGUGGGUCAUCACAUCGAGCCUAUUGCUCUUGGGUAUUCCCUUUAUGAUGGCCGUUGAGGCGGAAGCACAGGUGGUCGAGGAGGAGAAGGCAAUCAGCAUGCAGGCUGGCGGCAACGACUUGUUGGCGCCAGGAACAUCAGGUGCAGUAUUCCAGGCGCCGGGACAACAGCAGGGACAGGCAGUCAAGCCGCCUGGCUUCUAG